Messenger RNA from Pelecanus crispus (Dalmatian pelican), 314 nucleotides. NCBI's taxonomy places the organism in Eukaryota, Metazoa, Chordata, Aves, Pelecaniformes, Pelecanidae. The record is from RefSeq and is a predicted model, not a curated record.
UCACCAUCCUCAUCAUCAUCAUCCUCCUCUUCAUCCUCAUCACCAUCCUCAUCGUCAUCCUCCUCCUCUUCAUCCUCAUCAUCCUCCUCCUCAUCAUCCUCCUCUUCAUCCUCAUCACACUCAUCCUCAUCACACUCAUCUUCAUCCUCAUCGCUCAUCUUCAUCCUCAUCACGCUCAUCCUCAUCACGCUCAUCUUCAUCCUUAUCAUGAAGCUCAUCCUCAUCAUCAGGCUCAUCUUCAUCCUCAUCACGCUCAUCCUCAUCACGCUCAUCUUCAUCCUUAUCAUCAAGCUCACGCUCAUCCUCAUCAUCAU